AGAAAAGAGACACGUAGGACGGUCGUCUGGUUGAAAACUUUUACUCUUCACUGAUUUCUCUUCUAACAACAUUAAAAUGUCAAAUGAUAGGAGAAUUGUCAUCCUGGGAAAAACUGGAAGUGGGAAAAGCAGCCUGGCUAACACCAUAUUUGGAGAUGAAUCGUUCAAGCCCGGCAGCACUGCCAACUCUGAAACUAGUAAAUGUGGAGCCAUAAUAAAAUCUGUCAAUGAAAGAAACAUCACUUUGAUCGACACUCCUGGUUUCUUCGACACAGAUCAAUCUCAGAAGAUGAAGUCUGGAAUAGUGAGGUGCAUCACAGAGUGCGCUCCUGGGCCUCAUGCUUUUCUCAUUGUGCUUAAAGUGGAGAGAUUCACAGAGCAUGAGCAGGCUGUCAUCGCUAAAAUAAAACAAUACUUUUCUGAAGAAGUUCUCAAGUUUGCGACAGUUCUCUUUACUCAUGGUGACCAGCUCGAGGAAGGACAGACCAUUGAGGACUUUGUCCGUGGUAAUGAGCUUCUGAGUGAUCUGGUGAAGAAGUGCGGAGGCCGCUGCCAUGUCGUUGAUAAUAAAUACUGGAAGAACAACGAGCAGGAUGAAUACAGGAACAACCAGUUCCAAGUGAAGGAGCUGCUCAAAACAAUAGAAAAGAUAACUGAGGCAAACAGAGGAAGCUGCUACACCAAUGAGAUGCUCCAAGUAGUGGAGGAAGAAAUAAAACAGGAGGUUAGUAAGUCACCAGGAAACAUGUCAGAGAUCAGAGAGAAGGCUAAAGACAGAGUAUAUGAGAGGCUUUGGAUCAAACUGGCAGGUAUCACAAUAGGUACAUUGUUAGGGGCUGUUUUUGGUGUAGUAGUGAUGGUCAAACUAGUUGUCUCAGCUUUAGAGGCAGGGAGUUCUUUAGCCAGAAUAUCAGCAUAUGUAUCAGGAACAGCAGCAACAGGAACAGGAACAGCAGCAGGAACAGCAGCAGGAACAGGAACAGCAGCAGGAACAGCAACAGGAACAGGAACAGCAGCAGGAGUAGCCACUACAAAGUCUUUAAUCGUGGCAUCUGGCAUAGUGGGAGCAGUGUUAGGAGGUGUUGCAGGAUAUUAUGCAGCUGAGGGAGCAGACACAGUAUCGGAAGCAGCAGAGAGGGCAGCAAAGAUUGUUAAGGAAGGAAGCAAAUCUAUUGUGGAUGGAGUGAAAUCUAUUUUGAGUUAAAAAAACAGAGUUUAAACCUGUAAUUAGCUUUGAUUCUUCAAGAGUAUGAUUAAAACGUCAUAUCUCUGAAUAAAUUGCAUGGAAAUCUUGUUCUAAACAAUAUUUAACCACUGAUAUUAAAAUGUUUAUUCAGAAGUAAUAUGUAAUAGAUUGUAGUGCUGUCAUCACUCAAAUAAACCCCUACUUUGCAGGAAGUUAUCACACAAAUAUUUAAACAUUUCUCUGAAGAAGCUUUGAAAUAUACCAUAGUUAUCUUUACUCAUGGUGGCCAGCUCUCAGAGAAUAUGAAGAUCGAGCAGUGGGUCAACCACAAUGCAUAUCUGAGGGCUCUGGUGAAGAACUGUGGAGGCCGGUGCCACGUCUUUGAUAAUAGAAAAUGGAAGAACAACCAGCAAGAUGAAUACAGGAGCAAUCAGUUCCAAGUGAAAGAGCUGCUCAAAACAAUAGAUAAAAUGAUUGAGGCAAACAAAGGAAGCUGGUACACCCGUGAGAAACAACAACCUCAUGGGG
Molecule: messenger RNA, 1714 nt
Organism: Anoplopoma fimbria (sablefish)
Lineage: Eukaryota; Metazoa; Chordata; Actinopteri; Perciformes; Anoplopomatidae
Product: GTPase IMAP family member 7-like
Exons: 2
Coding region: 77-1204 (375 amino acids)
Molecular function (GO): GTP binding
Source: RefSeq, a predicted model, not a curated record